This is a messenger RNA of Vombatus ursinus (common wombat), 1474 nucleotides long. Its product is annotated as nuclear receptor subfamily 2 group F member 1-A-like. Gene Ontology annotation, molecular function: zinc ion binding; RNA polymerase II cis-regulatory region sequence-specific DNA binding; nuclear receptor activity. Lineage: Eukaryota; Metazoa; Chordata; Mammalia; Diprotodontia; Vombatidae. The record is from RefSeq and is a predicted model, not a curated record. Gene Ontology annotation, biological process: positive regulation of transcription by RNA polymerase II; anatomical structure development; cell differentiation.
CCUCCCUCCUCUCUCUCCCCGGCAGCCCUCUGCGAGAAGCUCCGCUCCCCCAGCACUUUCUGGGCCCUGAGAUAUGGCAAUGGUAGUUAGCAGCUGGCGAGAUCCGCAGGAAGACGUGGCCGGGGGGAACCCAGGCGGCCCCAACCCCGCAGCCCAGCCCGCCCGGGAACAGCAGCAGCAGGCGGGUUCGGCGGCCCCGCACACCCCCCAGACCCCGAGCCAGCCGGGACCUCCGUCCACCCCAGGCACGGCGGGGGACAAGGGGCAAGGCCAGCCCGGCUCGGGCCAAAGCCAGCAACACAUUGAGUGUGUGGUGUGCGGGGACAAAUCGAGCGGGAAACACUACGGCCAAUUCACCUGCGAAGGCUGCAAAAGUUUCUUCAAGAGAAGCGUCCGCAGGAACUUAACUUACACAUGCCGUGCCAACAGGAACUGUCCCAUAGACCAGCAUCACCGCAAUCAGUGCCAAUAUUGCCGCCUCAAGAAGUGUCUCAAAGUGGGCAUGAGGCGGGAAGCGGUUCAGCGAGGAAGAAUGCCUCCAACCCAACCCAACCCAGGCCAAUAUGCCCUCACCAAUGGGGAUCCCCUGAACGGUCACUGCUAUCUGUCUGGAUACAUCUCACUGCUGCUGCGGGCCGAGCCCUACCCUACCUCCCGCUACGGCAGCCAGUGUAUGCAGCCCAACAACAUCAUGGGCAUAGAGAACAUCUGCGAGCUGGCCGCCCGCCUACUCUUCAGUGCCGUCGAGUGGGCCCGCAACAUUCCCUUCUUCCCGGACCUGCAGAUCACAGACCAGGUGGCCCUGCUGCGGCUCACAUGGAGCGAGCUGUUUGUCCUCAACGCGGCGCAGUGCUCCAUGCCCCUCCACGUGGCCCCGCUGCUGGCCGCAGCGGGCCUGCACGCCUCGCCCAUGUCCGCCGACCGGGUCGUGGCCUUCAUGGAUCACAUCCGUAUAUUCCAGGAGCAGGUGGAGAAGCUCAAGGCCCUGCACGUCGACUCUGCGGAGUACAGCUGCCUCAAAGCCAUCGUCCUCUUCACAUCAGGUGAGGGGUGGAGGAGAGAUGGGAGGAGGGAGGGGAAGAAGGGGUGGAGGGAGAUGCACAGAGGGAGGGUUGGAGAGGCGGGGGAGUUGCGAUGGGGAGAGGGAGCACAAGUGCUUGGUAAGAGCGAGAGCCAGCUUGAUGCCCCCCCCCUCCCCCGUCACCUCCUCUUCCUCCCCAACCUCCUCACCCUCACCUCCGGUCCGACAACCAGAUUGCUUGAAUGGGGGGUUGGGGAGGGGGUCGCUGCUGCCAGGUUUGGAGUGGAUCUAGGGGUGGGUGGGCCUCUGCUGCUGCUGCUGCUGCUUUCUCAGUUACUGCCGCAGCUUACUCUCACCAGCCCGAUCUGGGCAAGAACAGAGGAUGUGAUGGCCUGGUUAGGGGGUGAAACAAACCAGGCUGACUAUCUCUACCUCUUCUCUGUCAGCGUCUGA